AACCUCAGCCAAGAGUUUCUAAUUAAUUCAGUUUUUAUUUUAAAAAACACUUCAAAAAUCUACAAUGAAUAUUUUGAUACUUUAAAGUCCCUUGUAACAUAUCUGAAGUUUUAGUCAUCUGUCUCAUCUAUCAAUUUUGGUAAAGACCUUUCUAAAGGCAUCAAUGGGGGAAUUAUCCUUGUAUCGUCUUUGCAUAUUGAAAACAGCAUGGCUUUUGAAAAAUAACUACUGGAGUGAAGUAUUUGACGAUGAUGGCUGCAGGAACAAUCCAUUCAAAGCUGUGCCACCGAAUAUUAUCAAUGAUCUCUUGACUUGUAUCUUGCAACUGACAUCAUCGGGUACUUUAAAAGUCACUGACCUCUACUUUUUGCUGACUAGUGGCCGAGUCGAACACUUCAAAUUGGAUGAUAUUCUCUUGACCAGUGAGGAGUUCGUUUCGAUUUUAAUGUCUCUUUCGGUUUCUUGUCAGAAUUUGCGUUUUGUGACCCUGCGAAACGUGUUCUUUUCUGAUCAGUAUUUAAGCCUUCACAAAACCAAAGGAUACAUGAAAAAGGCAGCUUUGGAAUGUGUGCUCAGUAUGUCGCCCCGUUUAGAAUCCGUCGAAUCGUGCAUAGCAUUCGAUUUAAAAGCGAUAAGGAAUUGCGAAAGACUGAAAGUUCUUAAACUUAAUUUCGUCUCCAAGACUCCGUUGUACAGAUUUCUGGAAGAAGAGGAUGGAAAUUUUUGGCCCAAAAAUUCUCUUACGAUUCUUGAACUUUUUGAAGAUGUUCGGAAUCACGUUCCUCCUGAAGAACUUAUGCCUAUCCUGAAGUAUUGUCCAUCAUUAAAAGAAAUCAAUACUGAUGUAUGCCGGUGUUUAGAAUUCCUUCACACGUAUGAGAUGAAUACUGGCACGCUUGAUGUUAAAUAUAGUCUAGAAAAGUGUUUUCUAGGUAAUAUUUUUAUACAGGGUGGAUAUGCUACCAUUACCGGUGUUCAUAUUGCGACUUUAACAUGCCCGAACAUGAAGGACAUCAACGUUCUAGUCAAUGAUAACGAUGUCGUUUAUGCUUUAAGUAACUUUCAGAGCCUUAAAUCGUUAGUGAUUCAAUGGGAAUCUCUGGAUGGUGGGGAUUUCAAAGUCGGAGUUGCAGCAGUAUUAAACAAGAUAGGAACGAAUUUGAAAAUUUUGCAUGUAAAUAAUUUUUACGACGUCAAUUUCGGUCUCAUCGCUUCCAAGUGUCCGCAUUUGGAAGAACUGAAAGUCGAAUUCCUCAGCGAGUAUGGUGAAUGGGAAGAAUCUCGAGAUUCGUUCAAAGAAUUGAAGAAUUUGUAUGUUGAAUUAAUCGAGAGUCAACAGGGCUGCAGUGAGAAUACUUUAUUAUUACUACUUAGCAAUUGUACUGAGCUGACGUCUUUACAGCUAAGAAGUGCUGCGCGACUGACUGACAGUGUGCUGGCGUCCAUAUUACAAAAAAAUUCUUUGUCGAAAGUAAAGGAUGUUAUUAUAAUAGAUUCUCGGCUUUCAGAUAUAGGAGUUCGGAAUUUAAUAAUGCACUUACAUUCUCUAGAAUAUUUUCACUUUAGCUCGUCACAAAUUUUGUUUGAAGAGGCCGCUUUAAUUGUUCAUGAAAUAAAUCCUCUUGUGAUUAUGCGAUCCGAUAUAGAUUAAAUGCAAUUUAAAAUAUUGUUGAGAUUCUUGGAUUGUUUCUAAAUGGUUUUUCAAUUUGCUUUCUUUUUUUCUUGGCUUAGUAGGCUGAGCUUAUGUAUU
Molecule: messenger RNA, 1750 nt
Organism: Argiope bruennichi
Lineage: Eukaryota; Metazoa; Arthropoda; Arachnida; Araneae; Araneidae
Exons: 3
Coding region: 164-1651 (495 amino acids)
Biological process (GO): SCF-dependent proteasomal ubiquitin-dependent protein catabolic process
Cellular component (GO): SCF ubiquitin ligase complex
Source: RefSeq, a predicted model, not a curated record